GAGUUAAGAAUUUAUUUUAUUAAGCGGAUUUCAAAGUCACAGAGCUCGCUAGCCUAGUUUACGCUCAGUGCGACGCAAGCAUGGCUGAGGGUGUUGCGAAGAACGGCGCGUACAAAUACGACGACGGUACACGAUACAUCGGAGAUUGGAAUCGUCGGGGUUUGAAACACGGGGCUGGUUUGCUAGUUCUUCCGGACGGAACGCGUUACGACGGAGCGUUUCAGAAUGGAUUGUGCUCCGGUCUGGGAGUUCUCGUAUUUUCCGACGGUGCCAAAUACGAAGGCGAGUUCAUGCAAGGAUGGUUUCACGGUCACGGUGUAUUUUGGCGAGCCGACGGAAUGAAAUUCGAGGGAGAAUUUCGCGGAGGCCGUGUUUGGGGCUUAGGUUUAGUGACUUACGCCGAUGGAUCGCACGGGUUUCCGAGAAACGAAGGUUUCUUUCAAGAUUGCAGAUUGGUGCGACGACGACGUUGUCCGGAUGUAGUGCAAAAGGCACAAAGAAUUUCUAUGAUGGCGCGCGCUCAAUGCAAUUAAAAAUGCAAGUGCAUACUUUCGUGUGUGACUAAAGCGUGACGCUUUAUAAUAUGCAAGUUUCUUGAAUCUCGGACGAAAUUGUGCGUUACGUGCCUAAAAGAAAAAAAAUUGGAGAGGGAACAACAAGGUUAGAACUACUUUCCGCUCGGAGAGGCGUGGUCCAGCCGGAUGUUCCAGUUUUUGAAGGUGCGGCAAUCAGCGGUCAAUGUAUAACAUGCAUGUAAUUGUUUUUUUUUUUUUUUUUUUUUUUUUUUUUAAAAAAUAUCGAAAUGAUUUCAUUUUCUAUUGUGCCUUUUUGUGCGUGAAAAAAUAAUGCAAUAAUAUAAAAUUCACGAUAAAGUUAAGCACCGCCAGUAUUGUUCUUUCUCCAUCUUUUCUUUCUCCAUAUUUUCUCUUCGAAAAGAACCGCACCUUGAAACUUUUUACGCG
Pseudomyrmex gracilis is the source of this 962-nucleotide messenger RNA. It is a transcript of the gene rtp, whose product is annotated as MORN repeat-containing protein 4. The transcript is spliced from 5 exons. The coding region runs from base 81 to 533 and encodes 150 amino acids. The record is from RefSeq and is a predicted model, not a curated record. NCBI's taxonomy places the organism in Eukaryota, Metazoa, Arthropoda, Insecta, Hymenoptera, Formicidae.